Molecule: messenger RNA, 3751 nt
Organism: Lepisosteus oculatus (spotted gar)
Lineage: Eukaryota; Metazoa; Chordata; Actinopteri; Semionotiformes; Lepisosteidae
Product: sodium/hydrogen exchanger 3
Biological process (GO): potassium ion transmembrane transport; sodium ion import across plasma membrane; regulation of intracellular pH
Cellular component (GO): apical plasma membrane; brush border membrane; plasma membrane
Molecular function (GO): sodium:proton antiporter activity; potassium:proton antiporter activity
Source: RefSeq, a predicted model, not a curated record
UGCCUGUUCUGCUAUUUGUGCUAUUAAGCUGAAGAAUCACUCAGACAGGUUUUUCAUACUGUAACUCGUGGACAUGACAAAUGACAGAAGUUGGAGAAUCUAUCAUUGACAAAAGUUGACAAGAUGAUGAGAGAUCAAGACAACUGAAGGCACAACAGGAAAAUAACAAAGACACUGAAUUGCAUUCACUGAUUAAGGAGUUAAUUAACAAGAGCUGUAUAAUGGAACCCCAACGAUUAAAACUGACAGUUGUUCUUUUAGUUCUAGCUUGCUGUGAGACAUUAGUAGACAGUGACACACUAAGAGGAAGCCGGAUUCCCAAUGGUACCUACUCCUCGACAAGAAAUGAACAGGCUGGAAAUGGCAACGAAACAGCAGACAUUAUCAGCACCUUCCAGAUUGUGACCUUUAAAUGGGAGCAUGUCAUGGAACCUUACCUGGUGGCUUUGUGGAUUUUGGUGGCCUGGCUAUGCAAACUCGUAAUUGAACUGGACCACCGAGUGACACAAUAUAUCCCAGAAAGUGCUCUUCUGAUUACGUGUGGCUUCAUAUUUGGAGGCAUUAUAUGGGGAGCUGACAAAGCUCCUACGUUCUACCUGUUACCAAGGACCUUUUUCUUCUACAUCCUGCCACAAAUCAUCCUGGAGACAGGCUAUCACAUGCCCAACAAGCUGUUCUUCGGAAACAUGGGCGCCAUCCUCCUGUUUGCUGUUGUUGGUACCUGCUGGGCGGCUGGUACAAUUGGUUUGGCGCUGUGGGGUUGCUACCUGGGAGGAGCAAUGGGUGCUCUUGACAUUACUCUACUAGAUUUUCUUCUGUUUGGAAGUUUGCUUUCGGCAGUUGAUCCUGUUGCUGUAAUUGCUGUAUUUGAACAAGUACAUGUCAACGAAGUUCUUUAUAUCAUUGUCUUUGGGGAGUCUCUCCUUAACGAUGGUGUAACAGUGGUCCUUUAUAAUGUGUUUGACACUUUUGUAAAGAUGGGAGCUGAAAACAUCCAGGCUGCAGAUAUCAUCAAAGGCAUAGUGUCCUUCUUUGUUGUUGCCUGUGGUGGAACCAUAAUUGGAGUUUGCUUUGGAAUACUGAUCUCCUUACUGACGAGGAUCACCAAAAAUGUUCAGAUCAUCGAACCGGGUUAUGUCUUCAUCAUGGGAUACCUUGCCUACCUCACUGCAGAGAUGCUGUCUCUAUCUGCUAUCCUUUCGAUUACUUUUUAUGGCGUCUUCUGCCAAAAGUACGUCAUGGCUAACAUGGAUGAGAGUUCGGUCAACACUGUCCGAUAUGCUAUGAAAGCAUUUGCCAAUGGAUCUGAAACCAUCCUCUUCUUCUUUCUGGGAGUUUCUGCAAUAGAUACUCAUAUCUGGAAGUGGAAUACAGGUUUUAUCCUGCUCACGAUUUUGUUCAUGUUAGUUUUCAGGUAUAUAGGUGUCUUUGUCAUGACAUGGAUGUUAAACCAGUUCCGACUGAUUCCCUUAAGCAUCAUUGACCAAGUGGUCAUGGGCUACGGUGGUCUGCGGGGUGGGGUGGUAUAUGGCUUGGCGUUCCUUCUGGAUGACGCAAAGGUGAAGGAGAAGAAUCUUUUCAUCAGCACUACUCUCAUCGUCGUGUACUUCACUGUCAUGCUACAGGGAGUUCUGAUCAAACCGUUGGUGACCUGGCUGAGAGUGAAGAGGAGUCAGCCCAAAGAUCCUCUGCUAGUUGAAAAACUGCAAAGCAGGCUGUUUGACCACAUUCUUGUUGGAAUCGAAGAUAUUUCUGGACAGUUCGGCAAUAACUAUUUCAAGGAGAAAUGGACGCAGUUCGAUGAGAAAUGGCUGUGUUGGUUGCUGAUAAAACCUUCUGUACGAAAGUCAAGGGAUUAUCUCUUCAGUGUGUACCAUCACCUAAAUGUUCAGGAUGCUGUCAGCUAUGUCUCAGAGGGUGAACACCAAGGAUCACUGGCCUUCCUACGGUCUGAAAGCGAUGCAAAUGUAGACUUUAACAAGAACCUGAGUUCAAAGGUUUCAGAGAUUAUAUCUAAAAUGACACCUGAAGAUGCAUCGGUAUCUUCUUUUCUACGGGAUAACAUCAGUUCCGUGUGUCUGGACAUGCAAGCCUUGGACCUCUGGCAGAAGACUGGUCGUCAGAGAGAGGACAUGGACACCCAUCACAUUAUCCAGCAGCACCUCUACAAGUCCAGGAAGCAGCCCAGAAACAGGUUUAGCAGAAGCAACAGUGUUCCCAAUAAAGAUGAGAACGAAGUCCAAGAAAUCUUCCAGCGCACCAUGAAGCGACGUCUUGAGUCCUUUAAGUCUGCCAAAAUGGGGGUCGGCCAAAGCAAGAAAAUUCAAAAACAUCAAAGGAAGGAUCACAUGCAGAAAAUGAGAACACCACCAGUGGAGAGUCCUAACCUCUCGUUUUCUUUUCAAGAAGAAGAUUUUGAUUUCCCCAAUGUGGAUGUUACUCAGCAGCCUGGAGGUGGCAUUCACUUCUUAGCAUCUGGAACCCUGCGGACUGUUCAGGAAGAAAAUGAAUCUGGGGGAAUUGAAAACCCAGCGUUCAUUCCUGAUGAAGAUCAGCUUACUUCCCUGAGGCCUCCACCCUGGGUGCCCAGAGAAGACACCGUGGUGCCCUCACAGAGUGCACGUCUUCACCUUCCCUGGUCUCCCAAUACCUUCAGUCGCCUCACCCCCCUGAGGCUCAGUGCAAGAUCCACAGACUCCUUCCAGAUGGCGGAUGCUCCCACUAACAGUGAGCAUCCUCAUUCGUUCCUGCCCAAUGGGAAAAAACAUUAACUAUUGCAAAUCUUUCUGCUCCUUUUCAAAUCACAGAAAACUAAAUCUGAGUAUCACUAUAUCAAUGUCAUGGAAAUAAAUGUACAGGGACCACUGAUAUUUAUUUUUGAUUUUUCAAGCUGUGUUAAUAUAACCUUUAUGUAAUUUACCAUUUAUCACAGUAUUUGGUAAGGGAGAAAUAAACACAAACAGUUUAAUUUAUUUUGGUAACUCUUAAAUUGAUAUCCUGAAAGGUUAAUGAAAGGUUAAUGUGACAAUUUUCACAGGUAGUACUUACUUUUUUAAUCAACAAAUACUCCAGAUUUUAUGUACUAUGCAUUCUGCUUCAUAACAUUUAUAUUAUUAAUGGAGUUGUUAAAACAGAAGUUCAGGAGGAGGUCAAAUUAAAAUCUCAUUCUUCCGCUCUCCUACUGUAUGUACUGUAUAAACACUAGCUGGGUAACCAUGACCUCCUAGCACUCCUCAUUCCACCCCCUCUGCACUAGUGUAGCUUCCUCCCCAGUUCAUUCCUGUUGUCACAGCAGUUCUUCUGCCAGAGCUAUCAUUACCUGAGCCAAUUAUUUUACAUUAUUUUAUUGUGGUACAUGUAGUUUUAUAUAAUAUUUGUUUUGUUAGGAAAAUAUUUCAUUUUCAGAUACUGAAUGCAGCCCUCUUCUCCUAAAACUGUAUAUAUCUUGCUUUUCUUGUAUUAUCAGCAACAUAUCAGAUGCAAUAUGUAGAGCUGCUAAAAUGAAGGGCUUUAAUAAGACAUAUGCAUCUAAGAACAUCUCUUAAAGGGAUUUUAGAGACUGAUUUUUCUUCUCCUAAACGACUCUAUUUUAGGGUUAAAUGACUUGAUAUUUGAAAUAUUUAGAUCUAUCAAGGUCAGACGACUUGUCCUGUGAAAUGUUCAACUAGUAAACUAUUAUAAUUGAUGCACAUAUUCGUGUUUUAUAUAUUUUGUUAUUUUGUUGUAAUAAAGUUCUUAUGGCUACACCAGA